This is a messenger RNA of Pipistrellus nathusii (Nathusius's pipistrelle), 4941 nucleotides long. Lineage: Eukaryota; Metazoa; Chordata; Mammalia; Chiroptera; Vespertilionidae. The record is from the annotation of a GenBank genome assembly.
AUGGCGGGGGGUCGUGGGGCUCCCGGCCGCGGCCGGGACGAGCCUCCGGACAGCUACCCACAGCGACAGGAGCACGAGCUGCAGGCCCUGGAGGCCAUCUAUGGCGCCGACUUCCAGGACCUGCGGCCGGACGCGUGCGGACCGGUUAAAGAGCCCCCUGAAAUCAAUUUAGUUCUGUACCCCCAGGGUCUGGCUGGUGAAGAAGUAUAUGUAAAAGUGGAUUUGAGGGUUAAAUGCCCACCGACAUACCCAGAUGUAGUCCCUGAAAUAGAGUUAAAAAAUGCCAAAGGUCUGUCCAAUGAAAGUGUUAAUUUAUUAAAAUCUCGCCUGGAUGAAGUGGCCAAAAAGCAUUGUGGAGAGGUGAUGAUAUUUGAACUGGCUUACCACGUGCAGUCAUUUCUCAACGAACAUAACAAGCCCCCUCCCAAGUCUUUUCAUGAGGAAAUGCUGGAAAGGCGGGCUCAGGAGGAGCAGCAGAGGCUGUUAGAGGCCAAGCGGAAAGAGGAGCAGGAGCAACGUGAAAUCCUUCAUGAGAUUCAGAGAAGGAAAGAAGAGAUCAAAGAAGAGAAAAAAAGGAAAGAAAUGGCCAAGCAGGAACGUUUGGAAAUUGCUAGUUUUUCAAACCAAGAUCAUACUUCUAGGAAGGACCCAGGAGGACACAGAACUGCUAUUCCACAUGGAGGUUCUCCCGACUUCGUAGGAAAUGGUAGACAUCGGACCAACUCCUCUGGAAGAUCUAGGCGAGAGCGGCAGUAUUCUGUAUGUAAUAGUGAGGAUUCUCCUGGCUCUUGUGAAAUCCUGUAUUUCUCUACUGGUAAUACUGAUCAGCUCAUGGUGCACAAAGGAAAAUGUAUUGCCUGUGAUGAACAGCUCGGAAAACUAGUCUACAAUGCUUUGGAAACAGCCACUGGCAACUUCGUCUUAUUGUAUGAGUGGGUCCUUCAGUGGCAGAAAAAUAUCGGUCCUUUUCUUACCAAUCAAGAAAAAGAAAAGAUUGAUAAGUGCAAAAAACAGAUUCAAGGGGCAGAAACAGAAUUCAACUCACUGGUAAAAUUGAGCCAUCCCAACAUAGUACGCUACUUUGCAAUGAAUCUCAGAGAGCAAGACAACUCCAUCGUGGUGCACAUUCUGGUGGAGCACUUCAAUGGGGUCUCCCUUGCUGCACACCUGAGCCACACAGGCCCCAUCCCUGUGCACCUGCUUCGCAAGUACGCAGCUCAGCUCUUGUUGGGCCUCGAUUAUCUGCACAGCAACUCCGUGGUGCACAAGGUUCUGGGUACAUCAAGUGUCUUGGUGGACGCAGAGGGCACCAUCAAGAUUACAGAUUACAGCAUUUCUAAGCGCCUCGCAGACAUUUGCAAGGAGGAUGUGUUUGAGCAAACUCGGGUUCGUUUUAGUGACAGUGCUCUGCCUUAUAAGACAGGGAAGAAAGGAGAUGUUUGGCAUCUUGGUCUUUUGCUGCUCUCUCUCAGCCAAGGACAAGAAUGUGGAGAGUACCCUGUGACCAUCCCUAGUGACUUACCUGCUGACUUUCAGGAUUUUCUAAAGAAAUGUGUUUGCCUGGAUGACAAGGAAAGGUGGAGUCCUCAGCAGCUGUUGAAACACAGCUUUAUAAACCCUCAGCCAAAAACACCUUUACUGGAACAGAGUCCCGAAGAUUUUGGAGGACAAGAUUACAUUGAGACUGUUAUUCCUAGCAACCGGCUACCCAGUACUGCAUUCUUCAGUGAGACACAGAGACAGUUUUCCCGCUAUUUCAAUGAGUUUGAAGAAUUACAGCUUCUCGGUAAAGGAGCUUUUGGAGCUGUCAUCAAGGUGCAGAACAAGCUGGACGGCUGCUGCUACGCCGUGAAGCGCAUCCCCGUCAACCCGGCCAGCAGGCACUUCCGCAGGAUCAAGGGCGAGGUGACGCUGCUGUCGCGCCUGCACCAUGAGAACAUCGUGCGCUACUACAACGCCUGGAUCGAGAAACACGAGCGGCCGGCGGCCCCGAGCACUUCGCCCGAGGACACGGGGCCCGAGGCCCGGGACGGCCCCGCGGCAGCCCGGCCGGGGCUGGGCGGCGGCGACGCGGACGGCCCGGACAGCGUGGAGGCAGCCGCGCCGCCGCCCAUCCUCACCAGCUCGGUGGAGUGGAGCACAUCGGCCGAGCGCUCCGCCGCGGGCCAGGGCUCCAGCAGCGACGAGGACGAGGAGGAUGAGCUGGACGGCGUCUUCUCACAGUCCUUCUUACCUGCUUCAGACUCUGAAAGUGAUAUCAUCUUUGACAAUGAAGAUGAGAACAGUAAAAGCCAGAAUCAGGAUGAAGGCUGUAAUGGGAAGAAUAGUUGCCAUGAAAGUGAGUUAUCGGUGACCACUGAAGCUGUGCACUACCUCUACAUUCAGAUGGAGUACUGUGAAAAGAGCACUUUACGUGACACCAUUGACCAGGGACUGUAUCAGGACACCAACAGGCUCUGGAGGCUUUUUCGAGAGAUUCUGGAUGGACUGGCUUACAUCCAUGAGAAAGGAAUGAUCCACCGGGAUUUGAAGCCUGUCAACAUUUUUUUGGAUUCCGACGACCACGUAAAAAUAGGUGAUUUUGGUUUGGCGACAGACCAUCUACCCUUUGCUGCUGAUGGCAAACAAGAUGAUGCAGCAGGAGAUCACUUAAUUAAAUCAGAUCCUUCAGGUCAUUUGACUGGGAUGGUUGGCACUGCUCUGUAUGUAAGCCCAGAAGUCCAAGGAAGCACCAAAUCUGCGUACAACCAGAAAGUGGAUCUCUUCAGCCUGGGAAUCAUCUUCUUCGAGAUGUCCUAUUACCCCAUGGUCACGGCCUCAGAAAGGAUCUUUGUUCUCAACCAACUCAGAGAUCCCACUUCGCCUAAGUUUCCAGAAGACUUCGAUGAUGGAGAGCAUACAAAGCAGAAAUCUGUCAUCUCCUGGCUGCUGAACCACGACCCCGCAAAGCGGCCCACCGCCACAGAACUGCUCAAGAGCGAGCUGCUGCCGCCGCCGCAGAUGGAGGAGUCGGAGCUGCACGAGGUGCUGCACCACACGCUGGCCAACGUGGACGGGAAGGCCUACCGCACCAUGAUGGCCCAGAUCUUCGCCCAGCGCGUCCCGCCUGCCAUCGACUACACCUACGACAGCGACAUACUGAAGGGCAACUUUUCGAUCCGUAUAGCCAAGAUGCAGCAGCAUGUAUGUGAGACCAUCAUCCGCAUCUUUAAAAGACACGGAGCUGUCCAGUUGUGUACCCCUCUGCUGCUUCCCCGAAAUAGGCAAAUAUACGAGCACAACGAAGCCGCCUUAUUCAUGGACCACAGCGGGAUGCUGGUGAUGCUUCCUUUCGACCUGAGGGUUCCUUUUGCAAGAUACGUGGCAAGAAAUAACAUACUGAAUUUAAAACGGUUCUGCAUAGAACGUGUGUUCAGACCUCGCAAAUUAGACCGAUUUCAUCCCAAAGAACUUCUGGAAUGUGCGUUUGAUAUCGUCACCUCCACCACCAACAGCUCUCUGCCCACUGCUGAAGUCAUCUACACCAUCUACGAAGUCAUCCAAGAGUUCCCAGCCUUGCAGGAAAGAAAUUACAGUAUUUACUUGAACCAUACCAUGUUAUUGAAAGCAAUACUCUUACACUGUGGGAUCCCAGAAGAUAAACUCAGUCAAGUCUACAUUAUCCUGUAUGACGCCGUGACAGAAAAGCUGACGAGGAGAGAAGUCGAAGCUAAAUUUUGCAAUCUGUCUUUGUCUCCUAAUAGUCUGUGUCGACUCUACAAAUUUAUUGAGCAGAAGGGAGAUUUGCAAGAUCUGACACCAACAAUAAAUUCAUUAACAAAACAGAAAACAGGCGUUGCCCAGCUGGUGAAGUAUGGCUUAAAAGAUCUAGAGGAGGUUGUUGGGCUGUUGAAGAAACUUGGCAUAAAGUUACAGGUUUUAAUCAACCUGGGCCUGGUUUACAAGGUGCAGCAGCACAGCGGCAUCAUCUUCCAGUUUGUGGCGUUCGUCAGACGGAGGCAGAGGGCUGUCUCUGAGAUCCUCGCAGCUGGUGGCAGAUAUGACCUGCUGAUUCCCCAGUUUAGAGGACCGCAGGCUCUGGGGCCAGUUCCCACUGCCGUUGGGGUGAGCAUAGCGAUAGACAAGAUAUCUGCUGCUGUCCUCAACAUGGAAGAACCUGUUUCAGUAAGCUCUUGUGACCUCUUGGUCGUAAGUGUUGGCCAGAUGUCCAUGUCCAGGGCCAUCAACAUAACCCAGAAACUCUGGACAGCGGGAAUCACAGCGGAAAUCAUGUAUGACUGGUCACAGUCCCAAGAGGAACUACAGGAGUACUGCCGACAUCAUGAAAUCACCUAUGUGGCCCUUGUGUCGGAUAAAGAAGGGAGCCAUGUCAAGGUAAAGUCUUUUGAGAAGGAAAGGCAAACAGAGAAACGUGUGCUGGAGUCUGAUCUUGUGGAUCACGUUGUGCAGAAACUGAGGACUAAAGUCAGUGAUGAAAGGACCGUCAGAGAAGCUUCUGAUAAUAUCGCAGUACAAAAUCUGAAGGGGUCAUUUUCUAAUGCUUCAGGUCUGUUUGAAACGCACGGAGCAGCCGUUGUCCCCACUGUGACUGUGAUGGCCCCGGAGAAACUGUCCGCCAGCACCAAGCGGCGGUAUGAAACUCAGGUACAAACCCGACUGCAGACCUCCCUUGCCAACUUACAUCAGAAAAGCAGUGAAGUUGAAAUUUUGGCUGUGGAUCUACCCAAAGAAACCAUCUUACAGUGUUCAUCAUUAGAGUGGGAUGCUGAUGAACAGGCCUUUGACACAAGUGUGAAGCAGCUGCUGUCACGCCUGCCAAAGCAAAGACAAAGAUACCUGAAAGUAGUCUGUGAUGAAAUUUGUAACAUCAAAGUAGGAAAAAAGGUGUCCGUGCUAUUCCUAUACAGCUACAGAGAUGACUACUACCGAAUCUUAUUUUAA